AACUCCAUAGAAGGCUGACUACAGUUAGCUAGCGUCGUUAGCAAACAACAGUUUUCUACCGUUAAAUUGCUGAUAUUAUUAGACCCGGCUAGUUAAAUCAGCGGAUACAGACUUUGUACUGUACACGGAUCCAUGGAACGGUUGUCCUAAUGUUUUGUCGUAGUUGACAACUGUCUUGUCUUGAUUUUAUGUAUUACAACCGGCGUUAAGUGGACAACACUAGCUUUUCUUUUGCUGUGGCUAAAUUCGCUAACUUUAGCUCACAAGCUAGCGUGAUUAACGUGUGUUACGUUCGCAGGAGACCACUCUGACUUGGAGGAAGGAAGGAAGGAAACUGAUAAGUAGGAUCAUUGCGCACCGCUGCUUAUGCAAAGCUAGCCCACUUUUUGGACUCCAGAGUUCACAUCGUGACGCAUUUAGAAAAGGUGACUAUCUGUGCACCCUGUGUGACAUUUAACACUAUUUGGUUAAUAAGAUAUGCUGUUAGUUGGCGUAGCUAGCUGUCAACAACAACAGUUCCCCCGGCUAGCUGUACAGCGGGAAAGAGCUAGCACGCUAGCCACAAACUUCUAAAGAAGUUGUGUAAGUCAGAUUUAGGUAUCUGACUGGUUUAGGUAACAAGCAGAGGGGUGUUUCAAACGUUUCAUCUACGGACUCUUUCACUCUGAUCCGCUCUAGCAACAGGACAAACCUAUGGCAUCGGAUGUGAUUGAGAGUGAAGCGGGACUAAAGGGUGUAAGUGAUAUGAAUUUGAACAAUAGCAGCCCAGAUUUUGUCACACCCAGGAGGACUCAUGAGGAGCAGAGAAACAGACAGACUUCUAGUCCCUCAUCUUCCGGAGUGUCGGGAGAAGGCGAUGAGGAAGAAUUAGAGGAAUUACAAAACAGCACAGCUUCUACGGUUGAAAAUGGCGAAGAGGCGCUUCAAGAGAGCCUAACCAAAACAAGAGGUACGCCACAGGGAAGGACAACUCCAGACAAUGAGCAGAAACAGCCGGGAGCAAGAAGCUCGACCCCAGUCAGUCUUCCCCAGCCACGCUCACCAUCUGGACCCACUGGAAGCCUCGAGCGCCAAGAGUCAGUUGCCACAACAGAGGCCCGUCUAAGAAUGGAAGGAGUUGAACUGAAGGAAGAGUGGCAGGAUGAGGACUUUCCACGGCCCCUACCAGAGGAGGAGGAGCUUGAAGAUGAGCUUUUUGCUGGGACAUCUGAAGAGAGAGAGCCUGGCUAUGUAAUGGACCAUAGCAAGAAAGUAAAGAAGAAGCUUGCAGCUCCAGACAUCAGUCUGACACUUGACCGCAGUGAAGGUUCUCUUCUUUCUGAUGAGCUGGAUGAAAGUACAGAGCUGGACCUCGACGACAUUGACACACCCUCAGACAACAGCAAUGAGUUUGAAUGGGAAGACGAUCUCCCUAAGCCAAAAACCACAGAACUACUACAGAAAGGUGUGGAGUCAGUCCAGGAGUACUCAGCCUUGGAGGAAAGGGAGGAGGGUAGACGCUGGCGGGUGUUUCGUAUCGGAGACCAGGAACACAGAGUGGACAUGAAGGCCAUUGAACCUUACAAGAAGGUUAUCAGCCAUGGAGGUUACUAUGGAGACGGCUUGAAUGCCAUAAUUGUGUUUGCUGUGUGCUUUAUGCCUGAGAGCAAUCAACCAAAUUACAGAUACAUCAUGGACAAUUUAUUCAAGUAUGUCAUUGGCACACUGGAGCUUUUGGUUGCUGAGAACUAUAUGAUUGUGUAUUUGAACGGGGCGACCUCUCGGAAAAAGAUGCCGACUGUCGGCUGGCUCAGGAAGUGUUAUCAGCAGAUUGAUAGGAGGUUAAGGAAGAACUUGAAGUCUUUGAUAAUUGUCCAUCCUUCUUGGUUUAUUCGCACCCUGCUGGCACUCACAAAACCUUUCAUAAGCUCUAAAUUUAGUCAGAAAAUCAAGUAUGUGUACAGCUUGACAGACCUCGCAGAGCUGGUUCCAAUGGAGUAUGUGUCCAUACCAGAUUGUAUCAAACAGAUCGACCAGAACAUGCACGGCAAAGUGGAGAUGGCAGCUGCUGCUGUUCCAGAGUGACCCCGCUCACACUUUCAGAUGUCGAGGAGGAGAACGAUGAAGAAUGUUUAGAACCGCAGCCACUCGUAUGUUUAUGUUCUGGGCAACGUGACUGGAGACUUAGCUCUUUGCAUCAGGAAAGUGCCUUUUUGAAACUAUGCUGCCUGUUACAUUGUGGAACUAUUUUGCUGUAUUUUCUGUGUCAAGCAGCCUGAUCUUCAGCAUUUCGUCCACAUGCUGUCUGAAACGUUUUUAAUCCUUUUUAUUUACAGCUGGUAUAUCAUGUCAAACUUAGUUUAUUGGUGUUCCCUAGUUACUGUUGUAUCUACACUUUAUUUAAGGCACUCUGUUACAAAUGGUUGAUGCAUGCUUUGCUUUAUUACAUUUAAAUAUGUAUUUAUAUUCAAAAGGUGACAAAGGAGAGAAAUUAAUAUAUUUUUAUGGUUGGUCUGAUUUUAAACUGCAUUUUAGGUCUCUGACCCAGUGGCAUUUCAUAGAACAAGUUUUGACAGCACCUUUUUCACUGUUCACUGCUGACGUUCUCUGUUACAAUCCUGCCUGGGGAAAAUAAAGUUUUAUUUUUUGCCCCUCA
Messenger RNA from Toxotes jaculatrix (banded archerfish), 2635 nucleotides. RefSeq names its product BCL2 interacting protein 2 (gene bnip2). The record is from RefSeq and is a predicted model, not a curated record. Gene Ontology annotation, biological process: apoptotic process. Gene Ontology annotation, cellular component: cytoplasm. The transcript has 10 exons. The coding region runs from base 694 to 2064 and encodes 456 amino acids. Lineage: Eukaryota; Metazoa; Chordata; Actinopteri; Toxotidae.